Molecule: messenger RNA, 3588 nt
Organism: Ceratitis capitata (Mediterranean fruit fly)
Lineage: Eukaryota; Metazoa; Arthropoda; Insecta; Diptera; Tephritidae
Gene: Nrk
Product: tyrosine-protein kinase transmembrane receptor Ror2
Exons: 5
Coding region: 280-2601 (773 amino acids)
Biological process (GO): positive regulation of kinase activity; multicellular organism development; cell surface receptor protein tyrosine kinase signaling pathway
Cellular component (GO): signaling receptor complex
Molecular function (GO): transmembrane receptor protein tyrosine kinase activity; protein binding; ATP binding
Source: RefSeq, a predicted model, not a curated record
GCGCUAAAACCGGAAAACCACCCCUAACAAUGCCUACUAUCCAUUAUCCUCCCACUUGUCAGUCACACAUCAUAAGGCGUCUUCAAAAGGCAGGAAAAAAUAAUUUCAUUUUUAGGCAUUUAAAAUUUACUGGAAGAUAGUAAAAAAAAUUGUUUAUUCUAUCAUUAAUCUGUUACUAAAGUUGAGUACGAACUCCCUAUCGCUUAAAAUGAUAAAAAAUCCACUCAGAAAUUAGUGAAAAGUACGAUUUUUCACAUUUUCCAACGCCAAGUCGACACGAUGAAGUGCUUGCGCAGUGUGAAAAAGAGGGCGCAGGUGACAGAAAACAUCAGAAGCCAUUCGGCACUUGGUGUGGGUUGUAUUGCUACUGAAAGCGUUAGCAAUAAACUAAAGUGGAAGUGUGGCAAAGGCGGCAAUUUUCCCGUGGGCCACCUUAUCAAUGCUUGUUGUUUUUUUCUUCGGACUUUUGUUUUGCUCGCGGUCGCUGCGGUAUUUUUGUUUACAAUCGACAGCGUUAAUGCUGCCGCCACUGCACUUAAGGCGCCGCUAGAGGAUGAUAGUGCGGCGUUGGGUGGACACCAUCAACAUAAUCAUCAUCAUCAUCAAUAUGCUGGCGCGGUGAAGGCAGAGCGCUAUCACGAACAAGAAUACGGAGAGGAAAGAGGCUAUUGUGCGCCAUAUAACGGUAAAAUAUGUAAACAAUAUAUAAGUGGACAGGUAUGGUAUAGUCGUGAAGAUCCAACGGGUGGCUGGAAGAAUGAGCAGAUAACAACUGCUUUGUGGGAGGAAUUAAUUGCCGACCUGACGGGAUUAUGUCGCCAAGCGGCAGAGAAAAUGCUUUGCGCCUAUGCAUUUCCACAUUGUCAAACGGAAAAUGGACGCACAAUAAAAGUGCCGCUCUGCUAUGAAGAUUGUACUGCUAUACAUUUGCAAUUCUGCUACAAUGAUUGGGUGUUGAUUGAAGAGAAGAAAGAACGAAACAUAUAUUUGAAGAGUCGUGGCCAUUUCCGUUUACCCAACUGUGGCGUACUGCCCCGAUAUAAUGCCACGACGAAGAAGCCGAAUUGUUCGUACAUUGGCCUAACGGAAAUUAAGGAAGAUGAAAUCAGCUACGACUGUCGCAAUGGCAAUGGACGUUACUAUCUCGGCACCGUAAAUGUGACAAAAUCAGGUUUACCCUGCCAACGAUGGGACAUUCAGCACCCGCAUAAACAUAUCCAACCGCCACAGGUGUUUCCACAAAUUGCCGAAGGUGAAAAUUACUGCCGUAAUGCUGGGGGCGAGGAGCCAUACCCGUGGUGUUAUACGCUCGACGCGACUGUGCGUUGGCAGCAUUGCGAGAUACCACUUUGCCCCGACUACAUUGAUCUCAACGCCAAAGAUAUGAACGCGCCAAUAAAAAUGGAAACUUUCUUCACACCCUCGAUGAUCUUUCUGCUAGCCGGUAUUGGUUUUGUUGGCAUUGUUGCUUUGCAUUUGAUUAUUUUGUUGGUGCACAAGAUCUCCAAACAUAAAGAGUUCUCUUUGCAACAACAACGUCAGCCGGUGCCCACAUCCGAGUGUAAUGUUUCGGUGCGUGGCGAAUGUAAUUUGACGGAAAGCAGAGAAACUUUAGGUUCGAAUAAUGCCGUGGCAAUCAACAACAAGUGUGGCACUAUAAAAAGUACCGCGACAGUGCAUAGUGCAGCGGAUCCAAAAACAAAUUUAAAUACCAAAUUAGAGAAACUGGAAUAUCCACGCGGCGAUAUUGUGUACGUGCGUUCGUUGGGGCAAGGCGCUUUCGGUCGAGUAUUUCAGGCCAAAGCACCUGGUCUCGUUGCGGGCAAUGAUGACUAUCUGGUGGCAGUGAAAAUGUUGAAAGAUGACGCCAGCGAUCAAAUGCAAGUGGAUUUUGAACGCGAAGCUUGUCUAUUGGCCGAAUUCGAUCAUUCAAAUAUAGUUAAACUACUCGGCGUUUGUGCUUUGGGUCGUCCCAUGUGUCUGCUCUUCGAAUUUAUGUCACCUGGUGAUUUAAGUGAAUUUCUACGCGCUUGUUCACCCUAUGCGACACAUCAAAUACAACAACGUAAUCGUCAGGAAUUGAACGAAGGUCACUUACUACAGAUUGCCGCACAAAUUGCUGCCGGUAUGGUUUAUUUAUCCGAACGUAAAUUUGUACAUCGUGAUUUGGCUACACGCAAUUGUCUAAUCAACGAACAAAUGGAAGUGAAAAUUGCUGAUUUUGGUUUAUCACAUAAAAUUUACCUACAAGAUUACUACAAAGGCGAUGAGAAUGAUGUUAUACCGAUACGUUGGAUGCCGCUGGAAAGUAUAUUAUAUAAUAAGUUCUCUAUUGAAUCGGACGUUUGGGCUUAUGGCAUUUGCUUGUGGGAGAUCUUCUCCUUUGCACUCCAACCCUACUUUGGCCUGACACAUGAAGAGGUGAUUAAGUUUAUUAAAGAGGGCAAUGUGCUCAGUUGUCCGGAUAAUACGCCGCUCUCGGUGUAUGCAUUGAUGCGUCGUUGCUGGAAUCGUAAACCGAAUGAACGUCCCAGCUUUGCUGAAAUCAAUCAUUGCAUACAGCACAGUCUGGUGGAGUAUGAAUGCAAGACUAUGAUGUAGGUUGUGUAGAUGGGUUGAAGAGAGAUUUUCAAAAUACACAGACAUAGGUGACAGUCCAUACUUCCAACUGGCUAUAUUCAUGCAUACAUCCAUAAAUACGUACAUACGUACGUAAGGCAAAAGUUAUAUUUUAGUAUAAGUAACAAAAAAAAACAUUUCCGUUCGUAAAUACUCAGCAGGUGGUUGAUCUCGAGCAUAAGUUUUGUCAUAUAGCAAUACUUUCAAAGAAACUUACAUAUAUGUAUGUAUUUGAUAAAUGUAAUUUUAUACAAUAAGUAAGCACAAAGCACAAAUUAUAUGUAUACAUUUCCAUUUAAUAAUGUCAUAAAACCAUAAUAUUUACUAAAAAUGUACUCAAAGAAAGUUGUGUUCAGGCAAUAAUUUAUAUAGUUGUGUGCAUAGUGUAUGCAGAGAAUGAAAAACAAAGUUUCCUUAUAUUUUAUAUUUUCUUUUAUAAGUAUACUAAAUAACCUUUCUAUAAAACAAAUGUGCAUUUCAUAUAUAAAAUUCAUAUUAAAAGCAAUGUAUUUUACAAACAUAUGGAAUAUUCCAAUAUAAAACAACUUCCACAGAUGCGUUCCAAUCAACGAAUUAUACUGCCGAUUUUUAUACUCUUUUAUAAUAAUUAUGCAAAAAUAUUUAUACAAAUAGUGGCCAUCAUAUCAACUUAAAUGCAUUUAAAAUAUACCGAUAAUGUGAAAUACUUGCUUUUUACAAUAACAAUAACUGUGUAAUUUAAGUUACUUUAAGUAUGAUAUUUUUUGUAAUAAUUUAUUUACUAUAAAAAAAAUUAAUUUUUUCGAAAAUUUGUAUAUUUAAAAAAUAUUUAACAUCUAAACGCGUGUACAUAACAUACAGUGGAACAUAUAAAUAUACUAUAUACAACACAAUAUCGCGUAAUUCCAUAACAAAUAAUCGAAAUUUGUGUAAUAAAAUACAAUUAAAUAAAAGACAAAAAAGAUAUUAAACACAAAAACAAAAGAAAUU